Messenger RNA from Heterocephalus glaber (naked mole-rat), 1620 nucleotides. RefSeq names its product potassium channel tetramerization domain containing 17 (gene Kctd17). Gene Ontology annotation, cellular component: cytoplasm; Cul3-RING ubiquitin ligase complex. The record is from RefSeq and is a predicted model, not a curated record. Gene Ontology annotation, biological process: proteasome-mediated ubiquitin-dependent protein catabolic process; positive regulation of cilium assembly; protein homooligomerization. Gene Ontology annotation, molecular function: cullin family protein binding. Lineage: Eukaryota; Metazoa; Chordata; Mammalia; Rodentia; Bathyergidae.
CAUGCCCGGCGUGCAUCGCCCGCCGCGCGGAGUCGUGGUUGCAGAUGCGGUGGCGGGCGAUGAGGAUGGACGCCAGGGAGGCAGCGCCGCCGGCGGGGGCGGGUGGCCGCGCCGCGGGCGGCUGGGGCAAGUGGGUGCGGCUCAACGUGGGGGGCACGGUGUUCCUGACCACCCGGCAGACGCUGUGCCGAGAGCAGAAGUCCUUCCUCAGCCGCCUGUGCCAGGGGGAAGAGCUGCAGUCGGACCGGGAUGAGACUGGGGCCUACCUCAUCGACCGUGACCCCACCUACUUUGGGCCCAUCCUGAACUUCCUCCGACAUGGCAAGCUGGUGCUGGACAAGGACAUGGCAGAGGAGGGGGUCCUGGAAGAGGCUGAGUUCUACAACAUCGGUCCACUGAUCCGCAUCAUCAAAGACCGGAUGGAGGAGAAGGACUACACAGUGACACAGGUGCCACCCAAGCACGUGUACCGUGUGCUGCAGUGCCAGGAGGAAGAGCUCACACAGAUGGUCUCCACCAUGUCUGACGGUUGGCGCUUCGAGCAGCUGGUGAACAUCGGCUCCUCCUACAACUAUGGCAGUGAGGACCAGGCAGAGUUCCUGUGUGUGGUGUCCAAGGAGCUGCAUAGCUCCCCCAACAGCCUGAGCUCAGAGUCCAGCCGAAAGACCAAGAGCACGGAGGAGCAGCUGGAGGAGCGGCAGCAGCAGGAGGAGGAGGUGGAGGAGGUGGAGGUGGCACAGGUGCAGGUGGAGGCAGAUGCCCAGGAGAAAGCUAUUACAAGCCAGAGGCACCCGGCUGUGAGGCCCCAGAGCACCUCCAGGGACUUGGGGUUACGAUCCGAAAUCUUUUAUUUUUGUACCACCGGGUGGGCCCCUGGCCCCAGAAGGAAGACGCCCUCUCCCCCCUGCCCCUUCUGUCUACACCUGCAGGGCUGUGACUUACCCCUGCCUCUGGUGGCGGGCUGGGGGCCUCCUAAGACCUCACGAGGCCUGUGGUGGGCCCUUGGCCCUCUGGGCAGAGCCGCCUGCCCCUGGCCCAAGUGUAGCACUGUCCAGCUGUGUCUGCCAGGCCUCUCUGUCCCUUUGCCCAGUCCCCCCUGCUGCAUGGCGGAUGUACUCCCUCCUGGCCCCGGCACAUCACCUCCUUGAGCGUUUCCCUGUCAGUGUCGUACCCCUCCUGCCCACCCACCUCACACGGUUGUUGUGGGGUACAGCAAGGAGCAGAGUCCCUGAAAGCCCUCAGGAGUCUGAGGCUGCCCUCCCUCAUCUGUCCCAGGGAGGCCCAGCCUAACCCUGAAGCUUGACACUGCUGGCCAAUAGAUUUGGGUAUUGGGAAGAAGGGUGUGGGGAUUCAGCCCUUUCCAAAGGAAGAGGUAGGUGAGUUGACCCUCACCUUGGCUGUCCCCAUGCCCACCCAUGUGAGUGGCUGAAGAGCACCCUGCCCAGCCAGCAGGGCUGGGAGCAGCUCAGGGAUUUGUGAUAAGGGCUGGACCCCUCCCUCUUUUGGAGCAGAGGCUGGCUAAGGCAGGCCUCAGCAGGGGCCCUCUGUGUGUGACCGCCAGGGUGAAUGCCGACCUCAGCUGCGUCCCAGUCCUUCACAGAAUAAACUGAAGAAACAGCC